Molecule: messenger RNA, 717 nt
Organism: Harpegnathos saltator (Jerdon's jumping ant)
Lineage: Eukaryota; Metazoa; Arthropoda; Insecta; Hymenoptera; Formicidae
Product: THAP domain-containing protein 2-like
Exons: 4
Coding region: 183-509 (108 amino acids)
Source: RefSeq, a predicted model, not a curated record
AAAGAAAGCUAUAUACAUAUACAUUCGCUAUCUCUUUCUUUUAACCUAGCUUUGUCAGAUGUGCUUAUAUAUAUGCAACAAGAAGUGUAAAUAUAAAGCAUUUAUAAAACUUGUAAAACUUGUAAAAAUGGGUGGAUGUGCAGCACCAUUUUGUAAUAAUUCCUCGACAAAAGGUUAUAUCAAUGAAAAUAUUUCCACGAGAUCCAAUACGCCGGGCUAUUUGGGUACAAAAUGUACCUCGAGAAAAUUGGAUACCAACAAAUAAUUGUUUUCUUUGCGAGGUUCAUUUUGCCCCAGAAAUGUGGAAACUUGGCCGCAAACGGAAAUUAAAACGAGAUGCAGUACCAACGAUUAUUGGGUUUUUCAUGAAGAAGCAAGUAAUGAAAGACCUGGAAGAUGAUAAUGGUACUGUUAAUAAAAUAACCAAUGACACACAAGUGAAGAUACAAAUGGACAAGCAGCUAAUGACGUUACAAAUGAAGAGGUUGAUAUGGAAAAUGUUAUUAUAAAUGAUGUUUUGGAGUCUACAUCUAAUGACAUUGAAACUGAAGAGAUUAAUAUGGAAAACGAUUUCUUAAAUAUUUAUCAAGCCAGAAACAAGAAAAAAACAUCUACUGGUAAGAAAAUGUCUAAAACUAUUGCGAUUUCUCCUUUUAAUAAAAAUGUAAUAGCAAAAAUGUCGAAUUUAGAAUUAAUGAUUUACAACAAUGAUAAGAU